Messenger RNA from Fusarium verticillioides 7600, 888 nucleotides. RefSeq lists its product as hypothetical. Lineage: Eukaryota; Fungi; Ascomycota; Sordariomycetes; Hypocreales; Nectriaceae. The coding region runs from base 376 to 756 and encodes 126 amino acids. The record is from RefSeq and is a predicted model, not a curated record. The transcript is spliced from 3 exons.
CUAGCCUCUCAUUUUCUCACAUCCCAUUAUCUAACUUAACUCACGGCUGAUCACUCAAGGGUCUCUCGGUAUAUUCCUCCAUCACGGUAAGGAUGUGCAGAGCUACCAAGGGGGAAAGUGGUCCGCUGUAGCAACAGAUAUAUAACACCGCCUACAAUCUCGUCAAAAACAGGUUCUUGUGUAUUCCAGCCCAUCAUUUCUUCUCUAUUCUUGACAACAUCGUUCUGGUCUGUGACCUACUAAGCUAUCCUUAUCUUACAUCCUUGUUGUUUGAGCUGGCCUCGUUCGUUAUAAAAGACUUGAAGUCGUUACCAUUCUUUCUCAUCCCUCAGAUCAAGCAACUUUUUCUGUCACUACCUUGAACAAACCGCCAAAAUGAAGACUGGUUUCAUCGCUUUCGCCAUUGCCGCCGUGGCUCCCCUUGCCAUGGCUCCCCUUGCCAUGGCUCUUCCUUUCCCUCAGGCCGCCCCUGGAGGCUUCUUCCCUCCUCCUUCUAUGAACGGCACUCAGCCUGGAAACCAUGGCCACUAUGGCGGCGGUCAGAAUGGAGGACCUGGUAGUUGGUUGCCCCAGCCUGGCAACGGCCAGCAGCCUGGUGUUCCUACUUCCGGACCUACCCCUAUCCCUACUCCUCCUCCCAUGGUUCCUGUCCCUCCUCCUUCUGCUUCCACUCCUCCUGCUGUCCCUCAGCCCCCUCCCGCUGCUCCUACUGAGCCCAUCGUGGCCCCAACCCCUACUCCCGUUGCCCGCAAUUAAGGGUCAUGGUGACAACUUGUCGAACAAAGUUUUCAGAUACGCAUAUAUGAUCGUACAUAAAUGAAGGAAUGAGGGGCCUAGGCUAGAUUUCUUACCAAUGAAUAGAAUGCCGCAAGUCGGUGAUCAACCACU